This is a messenger RNA of Colletotrichum higginsianum IMI 349063, 198 nucleotides long. RefSeq lists its product as uncharacterized. Bases 1 to 198 code for a protein of 65 amino acids. Lineage: Eukaryota; Fungi; Ascomycota; Sordariomycetes; Glomerellales; Glomerellaceae. The transcript is spliced from 2 exons. The record is from RefSeq and is a predicted model, not a curated record.
AUGUACUUCAACGUCGAUAACAUUGUCAUAUUGCUUCCUAGCAUCGUCGAGCCUGCUGAAGACGUCCUCGCCAUAUACAGAGACACCAUCCGGGUCGGCGUAGAUGAAUGUGCCGGUGACAUGGAACAUGGCCACCAUAUCCUUUACGUCUUCCGAUUCUUCGAGUGUAUGGAGGUCACCCGGAAGCAGCGGGCGUAA